This is a messenger RNA of Folsomia candida, 645 nucleotides long. RefSeq names its product fatty acid-binding protein, adipocyte. The transcript has 3 exons. Gene Ontology annotation, cellular component: nucleus; cytosol. Lineage: Eukaryota; Metazoa; Arthropoda; Collembola; Entomobryomorpha; Isotomidae. Gene Ontology annotation, biological process: fatty acid transport. The coding region runs from base 166 to 558 and encodes 130 amino acids. Gene Ontology annotation, molecular function: fatty acid binding. The record is from RefSeq and is a predicted model, not a curated record.
CAAAAAGCAUUGUAAUUUGCACAAGAUGCAAUUUUCCAUGGUGGGAUUGGCGAUGAUAUAAAUUUGUGAUGUGGACCCACUUCCUCUUCACUUGCUGAUUUGUCUCUCCAUUAGUCGGACUGGAUUCUUCUCUUUGGUCGUAAAAAAAAACUCAAAUACUUCAAAAUGUCUAUUGUCGGAAAGUACGAAAUGAUCUCCAGCGACAACUUCGGGGAAUACUUGAAGGCUGUCGGUGUCGGCAUGAUCCAGCGAAACCUCGCGGAGAAGGCCAAGCCCACCGUGGAGAUUAGCGAAAGUGGGGGCAAAUACACCCUCAAGACGCUCACAGCCCUGAAAAAUACGGAAAUUGUGUUCACCCUGGGCCAAGAAUUCGACGAGGAGACGGCCGACGGGCGCAAAUCCAAGUCGACCAUGACCAAGGAGGGCGACAAGUUGGUCCACGUCCAAAAAAUUGGUGACGAGGCGGCCACCACGACCAGAGAAUUUUUCCCCACCGAAAUGAAGGCCGUCUUCUCCGCCAAGGGCGUCGUUGCGACGAGAGUGUACAAAAGAUUGUAGAUUUUUUUGUCCUGUUUUUCAAAAAUUUGUAAAUUGAUCUUUUAAAAAAUGAGGUGAAUAAAGUGUGAAUUUGGAUUUAAAAUAUAA